This is a messenger RNA of Rhinocladiella mackenziei CBS 650.93, 2604 nucleotides long. RefSeq lists its product as uncharacterized. Lineage: Eukaryota; Fungi; Ascomycota; Eurotiomycetes; Chaetothyriales; Herpotrichiellaceae. Gene Ontology annotation, biological process: RNA processing. Bases 1 to 2604 code for a protein of 867 amino acids. Gene Ontology annotation, molecular function: RNA binding. The record is from RefSeq and is a predicted model, not a curated record. The transcript has a single exon. Gene Ontology annotation, cellular component: nucleus.
AUGCCUCCUAUUCCUGAUGUGACCUCUAAACUCGCCGCACCGGUCAAAAAGUCCGUCUUCGAGCGCCAGAAGGCGGAAGCAGAAGCUAAAAAGGCCCGAGAAAAGGCAGAGACGGCAGCUGUACUCGAAGACUUUGUGAAGAGUUUUGAUGACGAAGGAGAUCAGCCCGCAUUUCCGUCGAAACGACCAGGUGUGGGAGGAGCCAGCGUAAACAAUAACUAUGGGCCGGGGCCGGGCAAAAGGCACUUCACAAGCUCUGGGUUGAAGAGUGGGCCAGGGAGUUUGGGCCCGGUUCCAUCUACAUCAAAAAGCGGACCGGGUAGUUUGGGACCUGUCCCGAACUACGGCAAGAAAAGACAAUAUGAAGACUAUGCGGGAAGAGAUCGAGAUCGCCGGGAUAGGAUGUUCUCAUAUAGUGAUGAAAGAGACGGAAACAAUCGGCGGGACUCUGGGACCUUUUCUAAUGAAGAAGAGGACGCCAGGGAUGACGGCGAGCUCAAGGCUGCUGCAAAGCCGACCCUACAUCUCUCCUCGCUCCCUCCGGGAACGUCGCCAGCAGUCAUCAAGAGCCUUUUCACACCGUCUCCGUUAACGAUCGAAAAUGUCCGCAUUCUGCCGGCCGGCUCAGGGUCAAUAAACGAAAGAAAAUCCGUCACGGCUAUCGUGACUCUCGCGGCUGAAACACCAGCAACCGACAUUGACACGAUGGUAUCGCAUUUACAGAACAGGUAUCUCGGCUUUGGAUUCAAUCUGUCGAUAUCUCGUCAUCUCUCUUCUGCAGCACUGACCGGUUCCAACUCCUUGAGCAAUAACACACCGCACUCGAACUUGAACUCCCUCCCUUUCGGCGCAAAGCCGAUUCCUCAACAUACUUCUCUAUCUCGAGCCCCUCCGCCAGGCCAAGGGCCAGGACGUUUUGCACCACCCGCGUCAUUCACAUCUUCCACCCCAUACGGACCGAGAUCCAAUAAUCUACCCGCGACUCAAGUCUUAGUCCAAGCACCCAGGGACCUCCAACAACUCCGACUCAUCCACAAAACAGUCGAAGCCCUCCUGACCUACGGGCCUGAGUUUGAAGCACUGUUGAUGUCCCGCCCCCAAAUUCAGCGUGCAGAACAAUGGGCUUGGCUGUGGAAUUCCCGAUCCACCGGUGGUGUAUACUAUCGUUGGCGGUUGUGGGAAAUUCUGACGAAUGCAAUCGCCCGCAGACGACGCCAACCCACUAGUUACGGCAUGCGACAGUCAGGAGAUGUUCUCUUCGAAGGACAAAGUAUCUGGGUUCCCCCGGAGGAAAACCUCAAGUUCGAAUAUACCACGAAACUCGAAGAGUUCAUCAGCGAUGAGGACUACAAUUCCUCCGAUGAGGAGGACGCCGAAGACGGAGGCGGCUUGGCCAGACGCUAUCACGAUCACCAAAAGCUUGCGGGGAACCCCGCCGAUUCCAUGCACGAUAACGACGGCGCCGGAUAUUUGAACCCGCUGGCGAAAACCAAGCUCGUCCAUCUGCUGAGCCGUUUACCCGAAUCCAACACCAAGCUUCGCAAAGGCGACGUUGCUCGAGUAACAGGCUUUGCAAUCGGACAUGCUGGUGCGGGCGCGGACGAAGUCGCCACCCUGGUGACGCGCAAUGUGAUCAAACCCUUCUGCUACAGCGUGAUCAAAGCAGAGAAAGCUCGCCAUCCUGACGAUGAGGGCUACAGUGAUGACGAAAUCGUCGAAGGCUCUAAACCCAAGACAGACGACGCAGAGAAGGAGAAAGACACCACCCCAGCCUCCAUGGUGGGUUUGUAUAUCAUCUCCGACAUCCUUUCGUCCUCUGCCUCGGCCGGGGUUCGACAUGCAUGGCGCUACCGCUCACUUUUCGAAACACAAUUGCGUCUCCAGAAUGUGUUCCCAAUUCUCGGCCGCGCGGCGCGCGAGAACGACUGGGGCAAACUGAAGGCGGAGAAGUGGCGGCGCAGCGUGCAGAGUGUGCUUAGUUUGUGGGAAGGUUGGUGUGUGUUUCCCGGGAAGAGUCAUGAGGAAUUUGUCGAGGGUUUCUUGCAUCCGCCAUUGACAGAGAAGGAGAUCAAGGAACAUGAGGCCAAGAAGGGCAGGGCAGAUCGAGACAGCCUUGCAAAGGAGGAGAAAGACAAACCUGUCAAUCGUUGGAGGAGUGUUGAUGACGCCAAUGCCAGUAUUCAACCUGAUGAAUGGGCCAUUGAUAGCCCAUCUAUGCUGGGCCGGUCCGAGGAUGGCGCCGAUGGGGAUGCCGAUGUCGACAUGGACGUGGACGGGACACCAAUGGCCGAUGACGACGAAGAAUACGGCGACGACGAUCUGACCGAUGCGGGCCUCGAUGGCAUCCCGAUGCUCGAUAGCAGCGACGAAGACGAGGCUGAAGAUAAAGAAAAUGCACCCGAGAAGGACGCCACAGACACGGGGAUAGGCAUCGAACAAGACCCUCCGUCUCCGGCCAACUCCGAGCCAGCGUCCCAAACGAACGAGACAGUGACCACUUUAAAGCCGCCUCAGCCUGCUCCAACACCUACGACGACAAGUCCCAUGUCUCAAGGGCGCCGAGUACGUCCGAAAGCAGCGGACUUUGACGACAUGUUUGAAUGA